AUGCCUGGCCCAGUGGACACCGCAAAGUCCAUCAACAAGCGGAAGAGAAAGCACGGCUCCAAGUCAGAGAGCGAUGUCGCCAAGCCCGUUGAAUCUAAGUCGAGCCCUGCUAUGACACCGAAGAAGUCAUCAUCGACCCCCAAGCCUAAGGCUUCAGCCGAGAAGUCUACCAAGAAGCGCAAGGUCAGCCCUUCACCAAGCGCCGAGCAAGAGAGCGCCGAGGAGGCUGAGGAUGUUGAGGAGGCCAACGCCGAAGAGGAAAGCGACGUCGAGGAUAUUGAUGCCGCCAACGGUGCCGACCUUCCCACCAUGGACGAUGUUCGUCUCCCACAGACCGAGGGUGAGCUGCAGGAGUUCUCUGAGCUCAACCUCUCGGAAAACACAAUGAAGGGUAUUCGAGACAUGGGCUUCACGAAGAUGACCGAGAUUCAACAGAGAACCAUUCCCGCCCUGCUUGCGGGUAGGGAUGUUCUUGGAGCGGCCAAGACUGGUUCUGGAAAGACUUUAUCCUUCUUGAUCCCCGCAAUUGAGAUGCUGCAGGCUCUGCGCUUCAAGCCCAGAAACGGUACUGGUGUUCUUGUUGUAUCUCCUACCCGCGAAUUGGCCCUCCAGAUCUUUGGUGUUGCCCGUGAACUCAUGACCCACCACUCGCAGACCUUCGGUAUUGUCAUUGGAGGCGCCAACCGUCGUGCCGAGGCCGAGAAGCUGAUGAAGGGUGUCAACCUACUCAUCGCAACUCCCGGUCGUCUGCUGGAUCACUUGCAAAACACCCAAGGAUUCAUCUUCAAGAACCUGAAGACCCUGAUCAUCGACGAAGCCGAUCGAAUUCUCGAGGUCGGAUUCGAAGAUGAGAUGCGCCAGAUUGUCAAGAUUCUGCCCACCGAAGAACGUCAAACCAUGCUUUUCUCCGCCACACAGACUACCAAGGUCGAGGAUUUGGCGCGCAUAUCCUUGCGCCCCGGUCCCCUUUACAUCAAUGUUGACCACCGAAAGGAACACAGCACAGUGGCCGGUCUGGAACAGGGCUACGUGCUUUGUGAGGCUGACAAGCGUUUCUUGCUUUUGUUCUCCUUCUUGAAGCGCAACCUAAAGAAGAAGAUCAUUGUUUUCUUCUCGAGUUGCAACUGCGUUAAAUACCACGCUGAGCUUUUGAACUACAUUGAUCUCCCCGUCUUGGAGUUGCACGGCAAACAGAAGCAACAGAAACGCACCAACACGUUCUUCGAGUUUUGCAACGCCAAGCAAGGUACCCUGAUCUGUACCGAUGUCGCCGCCCGUGGCUUGGAUAUCCCUGCUGUUGACUGGAUUAUCCAAUUCGACCCCCCUGAUGAUCCUCGUGAUUACAUUCACCGUGUUGGACGUACCGCUCGUGGUGCCGAAGGCAAGGGUCGCAGUCUGAUGUUCCUUCAGCCCUCCGAGGUCGGCUUCUUGAAGCACCUGAAGGAGGCCCGUGUGCCCGUAGUCGAGUUUGAGUUCCCAGCAUCCAAGAUUGUCAACGUGCAGUCUCAGCUGGAGAAACUCAUUGGACAGAACUACUAUCUUAACAAGUCUGCCAAGGAUGGUUACCGAUCCUACCUGCAGGCUUAUGCCUCGCACUCUCUCCGUACUGUCUUUGAUGUCAACAAGCUUGAUCUCGUCAAGGUUGCGAAGGGCUUUGGUUUCAAUGCCCCGCCUCGCAUCGACAUUCAACUAGGUGCCAGCUUGAGCCGUGACAAGAAGCAGGAGCAGCAAGGACGCCGCACAUACGGCAGUCAGCCCAAGAACGGUGCUGGACUGAAAUUCAAGCGCAAGCACGAUGACUGA
This is a messenger RNA of Penicillium salamii, 1803 nucleotides long. The record is from the annotation of a GenBank genome assembly. Lineage: Eukaryota; Fungi; Ascomycota; Eurotiomycetes; Eurotiales; Aspergillaceae.